Molecule: messenger RNA, 1350 nt
Organism: Symbiodinium necroappetens
Lineage: Eukaryota; Dinophyceae; Suessiales; Symbiodiniaceae
Source: the annotation of a GenBank genome assembly
AUGAUGCCUAGCACUAAGAAGGCUGAUGAAUGUGAAGAGCAGCCUGCAGACCUUAAGCCUGAAGAUGAUGCUGAAGACGACGAACAGCUGCUGUUGCUCAAAGACAUUCUAGACGAGUGGGUCCGCAAGAAGCCGGAGGGUUCGCCAGUGUCUUUGGCGGCUACCAUGCGAACCAGCGAGGUUCAUGAUUGUUUGGAGGAGUUUGAGUUCAUGUGCGACGAUGCCAUCGAAAAGGCUUUCGAGGUGCUCGGGCCACUAUGUGCGCAAUUCGGUCUGCGAGCGCCUCUCCCAUCGAAGUUUAAAGCUGCGUUUUUGUGGCUGAAUCACGAGCACGGCUUCUUCGGCUCUGGAGCGAAGAAGCAGGAGCUCCAGGCAUGGGCCAUGGCCAAUGCCAACACUCUCCGAGCUCGCUUGGUGUACACGGUUCGGCUUUAUCGAAAAACGCCGGGUCGAUCGAAGCGACCCAAGAUCCAGCAGCUUAAGGAUAUCCUUCGAAUGUGGGAGGCAGAGCAAUCGAACGCCCAAGGCGAGACACAGAAUGAAGACGAGCAGGAUGCCAGUGGCAAGGAAGGGGAGGGCGAGCAGGAACAGGAAAUGGAUGAAACUGGCCAGGAGGGGGAUGGCGAGCAGGAAAAGGAAAUGGAUGGCCAGGAGGGGGAGGACAAGCAAGAAGAGGAAAUGGAUGGGCCCGGGACUGGCCAGGAGGGGGAGGACGAGCAAGAAGAGGAAAUGGAUGGGCCCGGGACUGGCCAGGAGGAGGAGGGCGUGGAAGCCCAGGAUGAUCCGAAGCCCGCGAAGAAGGGCACCGCUGCACGCACCAGUGACAAGGCAGCUCCUGUCCAAGAGCGUGGUCGCGGGCGUGGCCGUGGAGGGCGAGGAGCGCCGAAAGGCCCAGGCAGCCGAGGUGGCCGAGGUCGAGGCAAUUCGCGAGGACGAGGUCAAACCCCAGCCGGAAGUGAUGAGCCCAAGGAGCCAGCCUCAAAGAAAGCCAGAACUACCAAGCCAGAGGCAUCCCAAAAGCAAGGCACGAACCCCUACCUGGACAUCUCCCUUGAAGAGCGAGCGAGAUUGUCAAAGCUGCUGCCAAAGUUGCCACGCUACCGCGUGAUGCCUUAUUGGAGCAGAGGCGAGGUCGGCGUUGUCCGGCAGGCGCUGGAGGACCAAACCCGGAGUCAGGUGCUCUCCGUUGCCACAGCGAAUGUUCGUGAGAAUGUUUAUUGGGAAGAGCUUCUGGAACCGUGCAUCAAAGCGUGCCGAGCUCUUGACAGUGGCGCUGCCUUCGACACCGUCAACAGCGAGUUUGAGAUUGCAAAGGUCAAAUUGAGUGAGCUGUCGAAGUCUCGCGCAUGA